CUCCUACGCCAAAUAUGAAGCUGAAUUUGCCUCCCAAAAGUCUUCAGCAAUUCCUUUUGCUCCACAAUAACAAUUCUGCAGUGGUUAGUGUAAUUUAUACUGAAGAAUGCCCCUUCACCUUUUUCUUCUCCAGCUUCGUCUGGUGAGUUUGCAUCUCUCAGUGCAAAGAUGGUGGACGUAAAGGAAUCCCAGGCUGUGGAGGUCCUCCAGACCAAGUCUGUAUCAUCAGGCGACAGGGAGGCCGAUACACGGGUCAAAACCACAGCGCAGGGUAUUCCUCUCGUGCCUCAACCUAGCGACGACCCAGAGGACCCGUUGAACUGGAGCACAUUUGUGAAACAUGCUGCUCUUGUGGUUCUCGCGUUUGAGUCUUUCAUGACCAAGAUGUCAAACACUUUGAUUGCUCCUGAUGCGCUGGAGCUGGCUGAGGAAUUCGGAGUUACCAAGUCGACUGCCACGUACAUUGGUUCUGCACCUCCCAUUCUGAACGCUCUUACCUCCUUCUUCUGGAUUCCUUUGAGCCACCGGAUCGGCCGGCGGCCUGUCCUCCUAAUGGGCAAUUUGAUUGCCCUGGUCAGCUCCAUUGGAGUGGCUCGCUCUCAGACGUAUGCGCAAGCUCUAGCCUGUCGGAUGGUCAUGACGUUUGGUGGGAGUGUCGGACUGUCCAUCGGUCCGGCUGCCAUUUCGGAUAUGUUCUUUCUUCACGAAAAGGGCUCCCGCAUGGGAGUCAACAGCAUCUUGCUCGUUAUCGGUCCAUAUGUAGGCGGAGUUGCUGGUGCGUCAAUUGCGUACAAUCCAAAUCUCGGAUGGCGGUGGUCCAUGUACAUCGCAGCCAUUCUAUAUGCUGCGCAGUUUGUCUCCCAGUUCCUUUUUGUCCCGGAAACGAUCUAUGUACGAGACGAGAAUGGCCAGGGUGUGUCCAAAAGCUCAGAGCCGAAGCCUACCACAUUCCUUUCUCGACUCAAGUUUCGUCCGCCGCCGCCUCCCAAAGGUGAGAGCUGGGGUAGAACGUUCAUUAAACCUUACAAGAUGUUCGCCUAUCCUGCCGUCUUUCUUCCUUCCUUCUGGUUCGGAGUUGCAUGCAUGACCGAAGUCGGUAACACGGCGGGAUUUGCUCUCAACUUCGGUAGUGACAGUCGCUGGGGUUUCAACCUAGCCCAGGUUGGCUUCUGCUACUUUUCCGGUGUUAUUGGAGCCGCUUUGGGAGAGAUCUUUGGCGGUCCCCUGUGUGAUAUGCUGGCGAAGUACUCCAUACGGCAUGGCAAGGAGUGGAAGCCGGAACGUUUACUCCAUCUCGUGUGGUCUGGCAUGGUCACUAUUUCGGCUGGUCUCCUCCUGUACGGACUCGAACUCGAGUACGGCAACAACUGGGCCGCAGCCCUAACCGGAAUCGGUCUCUUCACGUUUGGUCAGGAAGUCCUUGUCACUGUGCUCCUGACAUACAUGACAGACUGCUACCCGGAGGAUGCAGCCGAGGUAACCUUGGUGCUCCAGUUCUUCUUCGCCAUUCAGACGUUCCAUGUGCCGUUCUAUCUUCCGCAGUGGAUCGAACAGCCAGGCGGCGCCAAAGUUCCCUAUAUUGUUUUCGCGGCGCUACCGGUGGUACUAUACCCCAUUUGCAUUUGGAUCUUUGAGUGGAAGGGCGAGAACAUCCGGAAGAGGGGACCCUUGUUCAGGAUAUAGUUUGCAUUCGCCAAGCCUUACGGAUGGAUACCUCGCAUUUGCAUUACAUCAGAUAUUUGGUCUUACGCACUAGCAUUGGGAGGACAUUCUAGUUAAUCAUAAAACGACUUAAAGUCUCAGCAUGAAGCUUUCAUAAUAGGUGCAUCAUUUUCUGGCUUCUCACACAUUCCUCGAUUGGUAUUUUUUAAAUAAGGGGGGCUGGGGUUUCGGGAAGUCAUUGGGAAGGUCAAGCGAAGGGAACUUAGCUAACUAGCUAGCUACACUUAGUCUAGUUCAUCUUUUCGA
Molecule: messenger RNA, 1968 nt
Organism: Aspergillus eucalypticola CBS 122712
Lineage: Eukaryota; Fungi; Ascomycota; Eurotiomycetes; Eurotiales; Aspergillaceae
Product: MFS general substrate transporter
Exons: 5
Coding region: 169-1683 (504 amino acids)
Biological process (GO): transmembrane transport
Molecular function (GO): transmembrane transporter activity
Source: RefSeq, a predicted model, not a curated record